UUGGAAGUGGAAUGAAAAGAUGAUUGGCUUUUGAAUGGAAUUUCUUUUCUAAUGUCGAUUUAAGAAUGAUCUGAACUGAAAACUGGAUCAAAAAUGGCAAAACGAAGGCGUAGAGAUAGGACAGAAGUCAGCUGCUGUAUCAAAUACCUUGUAUUUGGAUUCAAUGUUUUAUUUUGGUUCAUGGGUGUAGGGAUAUGUGCUGUGGGAAUAUGGGCGUGGUCAGAAAAAGAUGUUUUUGCCAACAUUAGUCAAUUGACAACGAUAACGGUCGACCCGGCUCUUAUUCUUAUCAUCACAGGAGGAGUUAUGUUUAUCAUAGGAUUUGCAGGCUGUACUGGUGCUCUCAGGGAAAACACUUGCUUAUUGUUAUUUUACUGUGUGGCUAUAGGAGUAAUAUUCUUCGCAGAACUAAUAUUAGGCAUCCUAGGUUUUGUAUAUAAAGACUGGGUCAAAGAACAAAUGAAGGGCGAGAUGACCAAUUUACUCAUUCAUUACCGCGAUGAUCAAGACUGGCAGAAUCUUAUAGACUGGGUGCAACUCGAUUGGGUGAAGACGCAGAUCAAGACACAACUGAAGGUCACUAUAGAUAAAUACAGAGACGAUUCAGACUUACAAAAUCUGAUCGACUGGGUGCAAACGGAAUGGCUUCAUUGCUGUGGUGUCGACGGAGCUGAAGACUGGGACCUGAACAUGUACUUUAACUGCACAUCAAAAAGUGCUGAAAAAUGUGGUGUGCCAUUUUCCUGUUGCAGACCAAGGCCAGGGGAGGAGCUCAUCAACAAACAGUGUGGAUACUACGUGCGCCAUCCAAGCCAACAAAGUGUCAGUUCGCUCUCCGAGAAAAUCUAUACAACGGGAUGUCUAGAAGCUGGCGAAAAAUGGCUGGAAGAACAUUUGAUACCAGUGGCAGGGGUGGCUGUUGGGGUAGCGCUUGUCCAGAUCCUUGGUAUAUGCUUCGCACAGAAUCUCCGUAGCGACAUCUUUGCUCAGAGAGCCAAGUGGCACUGACAUCAGCUUUCCUAAGUCAGACGUCCGUCUGGCUUACACUCAUGACUGGACACAAACUGAGGUCAUCCACUCGAUUGUACAAGCUAUGACGGGGUCCUCAACUAUUUUACUACUGGACCACUGACAAUUUCAGAUACAACGUUGCCUUAAAAAUGUGAGAGAAUUCUCUCUUGAUGAGGGAGUUGUAAGGUUUGACUUGUAACUUGUGUUUCUGAUUGUAACUUGGACAAUCUCAUGAAAGAUCUUGCCUUAGAUCAAGAAACCAACGGAUAUUUGAAUACGGUUGCAGCUACCACUUUGUUGUGUUGGUGGUGAAAUCAAAAGUGUCAGGCCUUUUUCAAAAGGCUGCUCACGUUCUAGUGGCUUAUUUGUUGUGCAUGGUUUGGGAUUUAACAAAGUAAGAUAUGCUGGACAAUGGCUGGCAGAGAUUGAUAGAUACAAAUGUGAGUUUACGUCCUCCUUGUGUAUGUCAAGGAUGGUGCAAUUGUGGGUCCCUAAAUUAUUUCGUGAAAUGCAUUUUAAAGUGCUUCUCGGUAACCCUUCAAAAUGUCUGGGGGCGUUUUAGGAAAUUUAGUCAAAUAAGGACAAUCUGUUUCAGUAACUCAUUUGAAGAGAGAAACUAAUGCAUUUUAAUUUAUUUCAAAUUGAGACAAGAUUUAUUUGUAAUCUUUGCUAUGUUAUUUUUGUCACACUUUUGCAUCAAAUAUUUUUCACUUUCUGUUCUGAUACCAAACCGGAUGUUAAUUUGCACAACAUUUUGUUACCGAGACCUGGAAAUCAAUUCACCACUGUGACUUCUUCCUGAAGGGCAUGUAAGGAUAUCUAUGUUACAUACUCCUGCUAACUUCCUACUGCAGUAUAGAUGGGUUAUGAUUGUGCGAGUAGCUUUGUCAUUUGGUAAGGCGUUUACUAAAUGUGCCAUAUUGUAGGAUUGGAAUCUCAGACUCUUGUAGUAAUAUCUGAAAUGAAAGUGAUCUCGGUGGUUUAUGUUGGUUUAGCUAAAAUGAGCCUGUCCUUAUCUCUUCAUCAAUGUUUUGUUCUGCUCCCGAGGCCUAAUUCUAUUGAAUGAAAGUGUUCAACAACACGUUUUAUAAUGAACUUGCACUUUCCACAGGCAGUGCACUUCAGCCGAUAUUUUAAGAUAUAUUUUGUCAUGAACAUGACAAAUGGCUGUAGCCUGAGCAUGAGUGGCUGAAGGUGAGAUCAACCAGCCACUGCUUGAAUCUCAUCUACUUUGAUGCAAUUUUCUAUUGCUGCUUGAGUAAUCAUUGUUUCACUAGAACACUCCAUUUCUCUUGCUUUCUUUUGGUGUCAUGUUUUGUUUGAAUUACUGUAGCUGUCUCUAAGGCUAAGUGACUAGUGAACAUGGAAGAAAGAAAAAGCUGAGGUGAAACCCAGGCAAUUAUGUUGUGUCCCUUUCUACUCUGAAGCAGGGCACUUGAAGAUACCUGGUUUAUAGUAGCAGGUUUUGAAGCUGAGAUUUGACAGAUAGUUGUUGAAGAUGCCAAAUUGGCAGAUAGAGUUUGAGAUGCAAGGUUGACUGAUGGUUUUGAAGCUUGUGUGAGAUUGGAAGUUUUAGACGUCGCAAGAUUGGCAGAUAGUUUGGAUGUUGCCAGACCAACAGUUGGUUUACACCUCAUGUGUUGUAUUGUGAAAAUCUUUGACCAUUAUGAGGUCUACUUUGUAUCAAAGUCAAAGAUAAUAUAUGUCAUAUAUGAAAGUAUUGGAAGUGCAGAUUUGGUGAGCUAUGCCACUAAAAAUAAAGUACAUGCCAUAAUCGUAAAUUGAUGUAAUUAGCGAGGUCAAGAGGAAAUAACAUAAGUUAUUACCUCCUGGCGAGGUUUGGCUGACCAGAAAACAUGAUCUUGUAAACAUGGCAAUUCAACUUGCUGCUUCAAUCAUUAAUAUUUUAUAAAAGCACGCAAAUAAGAAUGCAAUUUAAAACCAAUGUAUUUUUAUAGAUGAUCAAAUGUAUUAAGUGUUAACAGUAGGAUAGGUGUUUCAAUAACGAAUGAUCAUAAUAUUGUACCUCUUUUAAAGUGAGGUGAACUUUCUGUACAUAUUCAUGUAUUUAAGAAUGUAAACAUGGGGAUUAUGUUUUAGAGUAAUGGAACAUUAUUGUCUCAAUUCAAUGGAUAUGUUUAAGGCAGUGUAGUGUUAAAAUGGCUGUUAGUUGGCUCAUUCGCUGCUAGCGUAUUGACCUUGCAUUGCACAAUGCAUAGGGCCAAUACAGUUUGACUAUCCUUUCAAUCUCAGUAGUAACACCAUAUAAAGGUGACCCGCAUGUCAACAUACAUUGUACUUCAUACUGACUUUGGCCCGUUAUUGCUCUGCAGACCUGAAACUUCCGAGUAAGUUCAAGGAUAAAGUCGAGAUUAGUCAUUGCUGAGAGUAUCCUUGGGAGGUUCUACUGUACUACUUGUCUAGACAUUCAUGCACUUGAUAGGGGACAAUGUUCACAGAGACGUCACGUCAGGUUACAGUAAUGUCAAACCGUCAGAGCUGCGAUGCAUGGUGAUGUGGCGACGGCCAACACUAAGUGAACGUUGUUCCCAAUCAAGCACAUGGAUCUAUAGUUGUUCUUCUUUCUCUAUGCAUUGUAAUUGUAGCUUUCUCCAGUUCUGUGAUGAAUUUCUUUAUAUUAUCUUGGGCCCAUUAUAUUACUCCUAAUUUGAACGUCAGAGAGUAAAGUUGGUCAUUGCAAAGCAAACAGUGCUUGAAGUCUUGAUUAACAUGUUGUGCUAACUAUCUGGACAAUUUAGGAGGGGAAUUUAUUGUUUGAGACGGAACCCUGUAUGCCGUAAGAAUAUUACUGUUUGACAACGUAGCACUGGUUAUGAUGACCAGUUCUGUCGCAGCACCAAAGAUUGUGGUUUCUCUGUGAAAUCACCAAUAAUCUGAGGGAUGUUUUCUUGUCAAAUAAGCUACUGUCCUUACCACCUCAUGGUCAUUUUUGUUCCGACCUGUUUCAUCCAGCUUUUUUGUGUCUGACAACAUCUCAUCAGCCUACCAUGCAUGUACUGUUUGAUAAUGUGUUUCUAUGAGCUUUAUAUUCUGUAACUUAGCAUAUAUACAUGUAUGAAGGAUAUUUUAGUAUUGACAUUGUAAGAGAAUAGCAUGAAUCCCAAAACUUUUGUAAAAUGGGAAACAGUUUUUAACCAUCUUUGUGUACAAACGUACAACGUACUUAAUGUGCCAAUUGGUGCAUGUUAGAUCAGUGUCAAGUAAGUGGUAUAGAAGAAGUGGCUGGCAGAACCUUCUUUGGAAUAGCAGCAUGGUGGAAAAAAACAACUGGAUUAUCGACACCUGUAAGUGUUUAGAACCGAAUGGAUGAUUGGCCUAACUGAGAUUCAGUCUCUAAAAUGUUGAUUCACUGUAAGUAACUUAUUGAUGGUCAUGUAUAGUGAUUGUGAAUGUAGAUUUUCUAGACAUUGAUAAUAAAAUACUUUGGACUUUA
This is a messenger RNA of Lineus longissimus, 4465 nucleotides long. RefSeq names its product tetraspanin-5-like. The record is from RefSeq and is a predicted model, not a curated record. Bases 94 to 1008 code for a protein of 304 amino acids. Gene Ontology annotation, cellular component: plasma membrane. The transcript has 8 exons. NCBI's taxonomy places the organism in Eukaryota, Metazoa, Nemertea, Pilidiophora, Heteronemertea, Lineidae.